Molecule: messenger RNA, 3619 nt
Organism: Erinaceus europaeus (western European hedgehog)
Lineage: Eukaryota; Metazoa; Chordata; Mammalia; Eulipotyphla; Erinaceidae
Gene: CFAP221
Product: cilia and flagella associated protein 221
Exons: 25
Coding region: 367-2889 (840 amino acids)
Biological process (GO): cilium movement; cilium assembly
Cellular component (GO): cilium
Source: RefSeq, a predicted model, not a curated record
UUAAGUGGCGCGACCCAGAGCCGCCCGUGGGGAAGCCCCACCCACUGCGCCCUCGCGGGCUCCAGCUUCUGCUAUCUGCCGAAUUUUUCUUUCCUCCUCGGAAAUCCACUGGUCACUCCCCCAGGCCGCCCCCAGACUUCUCCCGUCCCCCUAAAACACCCGCAGCCUCCGGGCCUGGAGCAGCCGUCCCGGGGCUCCCCCCGCGCCCCUGCGGCCUUUGGUCGCGCCUGGCGACCCCGGGCCGCGUCCGCGUCGUCAUGGCGACACGGAGCAGGUGCCCGCGGCGACCAAAUCCAGUUUCCUGUGGACCACCUCCAGUGAAGUGACCUUUGGCUCUAAAAAGAAAACUCCAUUUUUCAUGAUAAAAUGGCAGCCGUGAACACCCCCAGCAGAGAACUCAAGAAUGCUGAAGAAUCAUUUAGUAACAUGACGCCCCUCCUUUUGAAGAGCUUAGUAGAGGAGCCAAAGAGAAGGACAGAAGUACCCAACCAUCUCUUAGAAUCAAAGGUAUAUGCACAACUUCUGAAUAAUAAGAUCAUACAGGCAAAACCUGGCAUCUUGCAUUUUGGAGGCUAUCAAGUAGAAGAACAUCACCAACAGACUCUGCAUCUGGUCAAUAUUUCCAACGAAGCCACAGAUGUCCAUAUUUUACCCCCACAAACCAGAUAUUUUCAGAUCCAGUAUGUAAAGAAGGAACACUUCCUUGUCCCUGGCUUGUCCCUCACAGUCACCGUUACAUUCCUUCCAGAUGAGUGGCGAUACUACUAUGACUGCAUCCGUGUUCACUGUAAGGGAGAUGACACUUUGCUUAUUCCCAUCCAUGCCUAUCCUGUCAUGAACACACUGGAGUUCCCCUCGUUUAUAAAUCUAUCAGACGUCCCACUCGGUAAAAGCAAAAGUUAUGUUAUUCCAUUGCAGUGCAGCUGCCCUGUGGACUUUGAGUUUCAUAUCACUUUAAUUCAGGCACAUCAAGCAUUCACUGUUACGCCAACCUCAGGAAUAAUUCCAGCUAGUGGGGCGAUAAAUGUGACUGUUAAGUUUACACCCUUGACGUACGGAACAGCGCAAAUCAAGAUACAGUUAUGGAUUUCACAGUUCAACUCCCAACCAUAUGACUGUGUCUUCACAGGAACGUGUUACCCCAACAUGGCUUUGAAGAGAGGAGAAUUUGAAAGACUAAAUGCUCUUUCUAAGAAAGUAGACGUUCCUCCAGAAAAGGCAAUGCCAUGUGUCAAUUUCUACCGACAUCCAGCAAAGCCAAAGCCUCCAAGAGUUAAGGAAAUUGAAUAUAAGAACUUGAGAUUUCCAGUCGAUUUAUCAAAUCCUUUUGCUGUGUCAACCGUUUUAAACCAAGAACCAGGAAAACUGAAGAUUAAAGAACUAAGACAAGUGUUGGACCAAGUUAACGAGAUUUCCAAAACAAGGCAAAUGAAGGAAGCACUCUUCGAACAGAAAGUCAGACAGGACAUCUAUGCAGAGAUAGAAAAUCAUCUGAAGUGGCAGGUGCACCUUGGUAAAGAUCCCAUGUCUUCUAAAUUUAAGAAAGAGCUCGCUGAAGAGCGACAGAGAGUAAACACCAAAUAUAAGCUAGAUAGAGGAGAUCCUGCUUUGGAUGAGGAAUUCCGUCGACUCCACACGGAAGUUAACCACAAGAGGAUUGUUCAUGAUCUGGACAUGAAAGUCAAGGAAUUUCAUCCCAAUUUUGAUCCUCUCCUUAAUAACAUUUGGGCCAGCAGAUUCAGGGCCCAGAGACGGUUUCAGCAAGCAGCACGCAAGGUCUUGAUUCAACGACGAUUAUACACCAUGCUGGAUGCCAUUCGUAACAUGGACAAAGAGACCAUCUUAAGAAAGCUCAAUCCAGGAAGACAUAUAGAAGAACCAGAUAAGAACAUCUCCACAAACCCUCUGUUUGUGCUGAACCAAGAUGACUAUUCUGCACGGUACUCUGUGGAGCCCAAGGACAUCCUGCCUUUCGCCUUCCCAUCCUACAGCCCCCCUCAGGAAUCCAAUGAGCUGGCUCCUGAUGGUCUUGGACCAGUCCCAGUGAAAGCUCCAGAAAUUCAAAUCAAGCAAAGUUUUUCCUUCUUCAAACUACAGAUUCCUCAGGUGUACAAACUUAAGGGCUAUCAGCCAUUCUCCAUCCAGAAGUCUUCAACCAAUUACAGACCUCAAAAGCUGGCUCGAGCCUUGAAGCAAGGAGCUGAGGAUGAAGCCACUACCAUCAUCACCUUGGCAAAGCAGGAUGCCACACCUCAGCUCCCUAGCAAGACCUCAGUCUUGAACAUGAAGCCACCAGAGGCCUUAACCAAAGCUCCCAACUAUGAUCCGCUUUAUGUUUUUAAUCCCAACCCAGGACUGUUUGCUGUAAUGCGCCCUCUGACCUAUGUGGAAACCUCGAUCGACUAUCAUCUGUGCUCUCACCCCAAGUACAAGUACACCAAAGAGUGCCACAGCGGGUCCAGCAUCCCUCUCACCCAAAGACAGUUUCUUCACCACACGGAUCUCAUCUCCGGAGUAAUGAACUGGAGGAAGUUCCAGCCCCUGGUGCUCUCCCUCCUGAUUGACCACUGCAAGAUCGAGAUCACGCACCGCUAUGAUCCCUUCAACGUAGCCAUGCUUCCUCUGGACGUCCCGGCCCUUCUGAACUCCUUGCCAGAAGAAGACAGAUUGGAAACAGUUGAACGUGAGCUCUGUGAACAGAACAUAGAAGUCAUGUUGACUCCAGAAAUGAUCGACUUGGAAUUCCCUCUGCUGGACAGGAAGGAAGCCAAGAAGAAAGAUGCAAAAGACCAAACGCAACCAGCCACAGAGAAGGCAGGAGAAAAGGUAUUCGAGGAGAUGAAGAACUUGCGUAGCAAAGCCCUCAACCCAUACCUGGUCCUCGAAUAAAGUCGCUCCUAGGCUCCUCACCAAGACUCAUCUCACCUGCGUGCUGUCCUCUCCACCACCACCAGAUAGCAGAGGGAUGACUCCUAGCCCAGCUGUUCACUUCAGGGACCACAAGCAGGAGGGCCGCCAGUGAGCAGGAACACAGGGAAGCAGCUUUUGUUUUCUUCAUCCCGAGAAAAUGAGUCUGCACACCACCACCAUCCCCACUCCUGCCGCUGGAAGACCAAGUCUAGUCUCCAUCAGUGGUGUGGAACUGACACCACCAUGGAUGGGCGCAGCUCUGUGUGAAAUGGGGAAGUCAAGUUUGAAAACAGACAGUGAGACUGUGCCUCAGCCAAAAUAAUCCUGUCUUAGAAACUGCUGUUGACUGACAAAUUACAGAUGUGGACUGCAUUAUUCAGGAGACCUGCUGGCAAGCAGGAAGUCAUACAGUUUGAAAGAGUACAGUUGGUAGCAAUUAGUGGAAAAAUAAAGUGAUUUUAUCUGCCCCACAAGAAGCUCCUGUUACUUAGACUAUUCACAUUAGAGACAUUGCCAGAAACCCCAGCUACUGAGGUCAUAAACUAAGGGGUUAGGGUGGAAAAGUGGGAUCGUGAAAACAAAAGGAGGAAGGGCUCUGCAGUGCUGGGGGACAGGUUUAAUUGCCUUCUGUCCUCAGUACUACAAUGGCUUGUUAACAUUGCUAAGAUUUGCACAUUGUGACAGUGAGGAAAGCUAGUAGCUCAGAAAA